Selaginella moellendorffii is the source of this 1856-nucleotide messenger RNA. RefSeq lists its product as uncharacterized. The record is from RefSeq and is a predicted model, not a curated record. Gene Ontology annotation, molecular function: protein binding. The transcript has 3 exons. The coding region runs from base 419 to 1510 and encodes 363 amino acids. Gene Ontology annotation, biological process: regulation of phenylpropanoid metabolic process; negative regulation of cytokinin-activated signaling pathway. Lineage: Eukaryota; Viridiplantae; Streptophyta; Lycopodiopsida; Selaginellales; Selaginellaceae.
GUGAAGCUGGGAAUCAAUGCCAUCACUUACGGUUACCUCGAUGGCAAUGCUAUACACUGGUAUAACUCGGCAGUGCAAAAGACUUGGAUGGCGAUUGCGGAGAACAGUCCCGAAGAAGCAGCGAGUUUCAAGGUUUUUGUGAUCCGGGGCGUCCUGUACGCAGGCUCGACGUCGAUCGAUCCGAAGAAAAUUAAACGCUGCAAGAUUUUCGAAGGAAAGAUAGAUGUGGGACGCAGGAGGAUGGUGUGGGAACCAGUGGCUGGCUUUCCCGUGGCGAUCACUUGCUUCACUCGGAUGACAUAAGUAUGAGGAUGUCCCUCUUUGUCUCGGUUUUUCCACCGCUGGCCGCUGCUAUACCAAUAUGCAGUAUAGUGCUCAAAGUAUAGCGGUCUAAGGCGGAAGAUCUGAUAAGAGCGAUAUGAGCGAUAGCGAUCUCAUUCCCGGUCUCUGCGAUGAGCUUGCUCUUGAGAACAUCCUACCGAGGUUGCCAUGGUAUACUCGUCCGGUGUGCCGAGCAGUCUCCAACUCCUGGAGAGCUCUAAUGGACAGCGCUCUUCAAUACGACGCUCAUCUCCUUAACACCACUCGCAACUUCCAGCUCCCGCUCCUCCAAGGCACUCCACUCGUGAGCCUGGGAAACGACUCCAAGGUACUCCAAAUUCUCAUUUUGGACAGAUCACAGGGGUCAUGGCGAAGGCUCCCACCGAUAGAAGGGCUCCCAGUGGGCCGAGCACAGAUGGUGGCGUGGUCCGGGAUGGUUUUCGUGUGGACUUUGUCUCCGGGCAAGUCCUGGUCACACUCGAGAGAUGUCAUCUUUAAGCUGGAUAUUGGCCGUGCAAAGUGGACAUGGGACAGGACGCCGGCUAGGAGGGCGAGUAACUGGUUCGACGCCAUCGCCUUUGGUGGCAAGAUAUAUUCCAGCUGGGAAUACAGGAGAUCUGUCUAUGGUAUUCAUCCUUCCGUCAAGCUGGACGUGAUAGUAUAUGAUAUGGAGACGGGAACCUGCGACACCAUUGAAAAAUGGUUUGUCUCGGGCGCUGGGGUGGUGCUCUCGCCCGCUGGAGACGAGAUCUUGUAUGGUUUUCACGAUAAAACGAUGGAACUUAUGCGCUACGAGGCUGCCUCCAAUGCGUGGAAAUCGCAAGAGCAGAUAACAGGGAAGCCAGAGUUCCGGACCACGAAGGUGGUCUCCGGUGAUUGCUUUGAGCCUGCAAUGGAGGUGGGAACGAACGUCAUCUCCUACGGAGGGGAGGCCAUGCGCUGGUAUAACUCAGCAGUGCAAGAGGCUUGGGUGGCGAUCGAGAAGUGGCCCAGGACGGACAGGUUUAAAGUGCUGGUGAUCCGUGGCGCGAUUUAUGCAAUCUCUAGGAUGGUUUAUUCGAGUGGAAGUUUGAAACACUCUGAGAUUUUGAGAGGGAAGAUAGACGUGGCAAACAGGAGGCUGGUUUGGGACGCAGUUGCGGAGUUUCCCUUUCCUGUGACAGUCACUUGCUUUGUUAGAAUGACUUGAAGUAGCUCUAGCUCAAUGGUCCUUCCUGGGACGCGUUUUAGCUCGCCUCGGCACUGUAAGUUGUGCUUCCGCACUAUGGGGGCUUAGAGGCGGUGUGGGCUCCUGGGACGAACAAGGAAAAGACUCUUCUCAUGUUUCUAUACAAGCUGCACGCGGCUUGCUCGAUACUACUACGCAGCAGCCUGUGGAUCCUCCAGGUCCUGUGGCAUCGAUCACAAUACGUGAACUCUGCAUAGGAGCGAAACUCGUACCCUGUAGAGAACUGUGGUACGAUUCCAGCACAAAUUCCAGACUGUCUGUCUGUCGCUGGAGGAAGGAAUAAAUCAUUCAUUCAUCAUGGGAUAGA